UCGCUGCCCGACAUGUGCAGGGCAGAGCCGCCGGAGCCUCUGCCGGGAGCAAGUGAACAAGCGCCUUUCUCCCGGGGACGCCUCCGCCCCCAGCCACCAGCACCCAUGGGGGCACUCGUGGCCAAACUGCUGCUGCCCACCCUCAGCAGCCUGGCCUUGCUGCCCACCGCCAGCGUGGCGGCCAAGAGACGCUUCCACAUGGAGGCCAUGGUCUAUGUCUUCACCAUGUUCUUUGUGGCGCUGUACCACGCCUGCAGCGGGCCGGGCCUGUCUGUGCUGUGCUUCAUGCGCCACGACCUGCUGGAGUACUUCAGUGUCUACGGGACGGCGCUCAGCAUGUGGGUGUCGCUUAUGGCGCUGGCCGACUUCGAGGAGCCGCAGAGGUCCACGCUGGUGAUGCUGGGCGUGCUGACCAUCGCCGUCCGCGUCUACCACGAUCGCUGGGGUUAUGGAGUGUACUCGGGCCCCAUCGGCUCGGCUGUCCUCAUCAUUGCUGCCAAGUGGCUGCGGCAGAUGAGGAAGAAGAAGGGUCUGUACCCUGACAAGAGCGUCUACACACAGCAGCUGGGCCCCGGCCUCUGCUUCGGGGCGCUGGCCCUCAUGUUGCGCUUCUUCUUUGAGGACUGGGACCACACGUAUGUCCACAGCUUCUACCACUGCGCCCUGGCCAUGGCCUUCGUCCUGCUGUUGCCCAAGGUCAACAGGAAGGCGGGGGACGCGGGGGUCCCGGCCAAGCUGGACUGCCCCACCCUUUGCUGCGCCUGCAUCUGAUGCCGCUGCCCCGCCCCCCAGCUGCCCACCUGCCUCCCAUUCCACCGGGAACUUGGCCCCACCCUUGACAGAAGAUCUUCCUAGUCCCCAGCCCGACCAGCAGCACAGGGCGUGGCCAGCAUCCACCUCCCCUGCCCACUGUGUCC
Messenger RNA from Ochotona princeps (American pika), 917 nucleotides. It is a transcript of the gene MYMK, whose product is annotated as myomaker, myoblast fusion factor. Bases 13 to 771 code for a protein of 252 amino acids. Gene Ontology annotation, cellular component: plasma membrane. Lineage: Eukaryota; Metazoa; Chordata; Mammalia; Lagomorpha; Ochotonidae. The record is from RefSeq and is a predicted model, not a curated record. The transcript is spliced from 5 exons.